UGGGCUCCGGCGGGGAGCGGGACAAGCCUGCGAGGGGGGAAACGCGGCGUCCCCGGCCGCCGCCGCCGCUCGCUCGGGGCCGCAGCGGCUGAAGCGUCCGCCCGAACCCGGGCCGGGCGCCACGAUGAGGGGCAUCCCGGGCUUGAAGCGGCUGCGGCUCAAAAUCUGGCGGCGAUGCACCCUGGUGCUCCUCCUCCUCUGGGCUGCCUGCUGGAUGCUGGUGAGCGCCUUGCUCUUCCUCCUCCACAGGAGCGUCUUCUCCGAGCGCUGCACGGACGAGAAAAGCCGCCGCAUCCUGGCGAGGCUGUGGUCCACAGGUGUAUGGUCCUGCUAUGAAUAUUCUGCUCUUUCACUCCAGUGUCUUGACUACAGCAGCGGAGCCCUGACUGGUGACCUCUGUGAAGACCUGUGUGUGGCACAGAAGCUGGUAUACAAACACUGCCUUUACUAUGACAGAGGUAAGAAGGUUAUCCAGGCUGACUGGAGAGGCCAGCCCAUCAUCCUGAAAUCCAAAAAGGAAAUCUUCUCCAGCUACCAGCAUCUCAGUAUGCUAGAGGAGGUGGAAACACAGGAUAUUCCUGAAACGGAGCUUCUGCUGAUGGUAGCCUUGGAGGUCAAAAAUGUCCUGGGGCUAGAACUGUCUAACAAUACCAUGGGGCCCCUGUGGACAAGGAAAAAGGGACCACGUUGGAAAGCACAGGUGGCCAGCAUGUGGUCCUUGCUCCAGCAGGAAGAAUAUAUCUACUUCAGUUUGCUGCAGGACUUCAGCAAACACGUACUACGAAUUAUUGGCUCUUGUGGACACUUUUAUGCUGUGGAGUAUCUCACAGCUGGACAUGCCUGGCACAAAACUCUUUUUCCCUUGGAAAACGUGGUCGGUCCCUCCCUUGCUGGCCACAGCAGCAGGGUGAGAGCCAUCAUUGACAUUGCACUCAGCUUUCUGGACAUGGUGCAGCAUUUUGAUAAUGAUUUCUCUCACCGACUUCACCUGUGUGACAUCAAACCAGAAAACUUCGCUAUCAGGCACGAUCUCACGGUGGUGGCCAUUGAUGUGGAUAUGGCCUUUUUUGAACCCAAAAUGAGGGACAUCCUUGAACAGAACUGCACACGAGAUGAAGAUUGUAAUUUUUUUGAUUGCUUUUCAAAAUGCAACCUGAAAAUCAGAAAAUGUGGAGCACAGAGAGCCAAUAACAACUUGCAAGUAAUUUGUGACAAAAUAUUCCGUCGCUGGUUUUCCCCACAUCUCAGAGGACCGUUGGUUUCCUUCCCCCUGCAGCUGCAGCUGCAGAAGGCAGUGCAGGAGUGUGCCGAGCCGCGGCACGUGGACGCUGCCGGGCACCAGAGGACUCUGAAAUCUCUCUCUGAGUUAUACCACCUGCUUCGGGUCACUCGGCGAGAACUGCAAAGGGCAGAGUAGACACAAAAGGCAGAACUGCAAAGGCCACGUCCCAGACACUGCUAAGGGAGGCUGUAUGUGAGGCAGCCUGUGCUCGGCUUUCUCUCUCCCUCUCUCUCCUCCCUCCCACCCAUUGUAUUACAUUCACAGCCCAGAGAUUGUUUUUCCCCCAUGCAAAUGAAAUUCAUGGCUGCAGGUGCAGCACGUCCUGGUAAUAUCCUUUCAAGUGUAAAAAUUGUUUCACAUUUUACCUGGAUUCUCUCCUUGCUUAUUUUCCUGAGCGGGCGCCAGCCCUCUCCAUCAGCAUUCAGCACAUCGUUUGCUCACCAAGAGCUGUAGUCACUGCUCGGAUAGCAUCUGUCGGAGUGCUGUGGUCAGGGUGAGGAUGCAUUUACGUACGGAUGGUGCUCUGAAGAAGAAAAGGACGUGUGUAGCUGUGGCUGGAGAAUCUUAAACACGUGGGUUCAGAAGACAUUGCAUAUAUUUAGGCCGAAUACUGGGCAAUAUACCCAUCAGCUGGUUUUGAAAUGAAGACAUUAAAAACUCCACAAACAAAAAAUAAACCAACACCCUGUGACAGCCCUCAGCUCAGAAGGACUCUUCAAUAUUAAGACUAACAAUACUGGUUUGUGGAAGUGAGACACAUAACAGCACUUAAUCUUUUUCGUCUUUAUAUCCCUCAGCCUUAUGACAGCCCUGAAGGCUGUGCGCACUAAUUAUACUUAAACUUCCAAUUUCUGGAGUGAUUCUUUAAAGUGAUGUUAAAGACUGCCUGUGACUAGAAAAAUGUGAGUUGCUUAGGAGACCUUGACAGUUAUCCAAAACUAGCUCAAAUUUUCAAACUAGUGCUAGUUUUUUUCUGUUUCUUGCCAUAAACCACUGUAAUUUUAAAAAUCACCCAAGCCCUCAAGAAGCUCAAAGGGAGGGAAAGGUCGGCUGCCGUGCCUGAGGCUGUGCCGAAGACAAGCUGCUGCUAAACUAGAGCUACAGCUUAGGAGCUCCUGACUGGUAAAGUUGUGCUCAGUCCCCUCUUCUCCUCUAACCAGGGAGACAGACAAUGUUUCAAUGCUUUAAGAUCAUCCUUUGCAAAAGCAGGACGGAAAAGCAGAAUAAGAAACCCAAAUUCCAGAACAAGACCUGUUACAAAGUCGUGAAAUUGAUAGAGGAGAAAAUAAUUAAGGAUAGAAUCAGAUUACGGUAAAGAGUUGGAGGCAGGUAAAGUAUCAGAGUGAAGAUGAGGAAAAAAGUGAUGAAGGAGAAAUAGCAAAAAUGAAGUAAAAAAUAUGGCCCACUUUUUGAAAACUUGAUUUAUGAUUGGAUAAACUGUCAUUUAGUCUGAGGAAGAAGAGACUGAAGAGAGGCACAGUAACAUUCUUUAGAAACAGAAAGUGGCUGGUACCAAGAGAGUAGGAGCGAACUGCCCUGUCCAGAUUUCCUUGGUGGAUGUGACAAGCAAUGAGCUUAAAUUGUAGCAAGGAAAAUUCAGGUUAGACAUUUGUUACAGGCUUUCUAAUAGUAAGGAACAGUGGAGCUAUAGAAUAGAUCAUUUGGGAAAACUUCAGACUUCAUAAGUUGUGAUUUUUGACUACAGGCAAGAGUGAGUGCCUGUCAGGAAUGAUAUACAUGCAGUUAUGUCGAUGAUCCUGCCUUGAGGUAGCCUUUUAUCCCCAAGUCCUGUGAUUUUGUUCUUACCAGCUUAUGUCUGUGCUCUUGCCGCUCCCUCACAACAAAAUCCACCCUUCCGAGAUACAGAGAUUGGUAACUCUCCUUUACUUUAUAUGUGCAAAUCUGUGGGGUCCCUGGGGAGGGGAAGGCACAGAGAUCUCCAAUUGCGCAAAUGAUGCGGCAGACGCUGGUGGUGUGAUCAGGGUUUGCGUGUUCCCCACACGGCCUCCCUACUGAAGGCACUCAUCUUUGCUAGGUCAGGAGCAACUCAGUAUAUACCCCAAAUGCUCCUGGGGAUCCUGGAGAUCUUAUAUAUUAUCGCUCUCCUGUUUCCCUGCUGCCUUUCAUUCUUUCCUCCUUCCCAAGCCCAGAGGGUACCAUCAGGGAAAGGCCAGCAUCACGUAGACACUCAGUGCUUUGCCACAGUGUCCACCAUGUCCAUGCUCCGCCACGGCAGGAUCCCCCCGCCCAGUUUCAGAUUUGCAUUUCAAAGAGUCAGGUGAAAUUUCUGUUGGAAGCGAUGUUUCAGUUUUAAAACAGGUGGGAAAAAAGAUAGCAAAAUGAAGCCUGGUGGCAGUUUAAACGUGGGUGGAAUGUCACUCUGCUCAGAAUGUCCUUCUCCUUGGCAGGAUUUAGGAAGGGAAGCUGCCUUUGACAGAUUUCUCCAAACCCCGAGGGCCUGGCUGCAGCCACCUCCACCUGGCAGGGAGCUCCAUCCCCCACGCCACACAGUUUCCCAGGUCAUUAAGUUUCACUUCUCCUUUUCAGAAUAGACAAUAAUCCUCAGAAACCUCUCAAGAGCGGCACAAAUGGGUUAUUUGUACUUGGCUGGGCUGUGAGAUUGCGUAUCAGUUCCGUACCAGUUCCGUCUGGCUUUGGUACACCUUCACCGUGGGUGGAAAGACAAGGAGAAUCUGACAGGCUGUGUGAACACAGGGCUUGAUUCUUCACUGCCCCCUGUGCACCUGGUAAAGACACUAAAACCUGGGAAAUGGGAGAAAAAAUACCACCAGUGAAGCAAGUGAAAUAUUUCAACUUACUUAGCACAGGUACCAAUGAUCAAACCAGGAACAAAACAGUAGUCGUGCCUUUAUCUCCCUGGGACAGAAAGAAAAGAAAAUGAAGACACUGGUUUAGUCGUCACCUUAAGGAGGCAAGUACACACCGCAGUCAUUUAAGACUGUUAUUAUUUUACACCCAUGUUUCAUGGUGGAAAUGUCUAUACAGGUGUUUGAGGAGAAGAACUGGGCUCACAGGGCCCGGUGCCCCCUUCCGACAGAGCCCUUUUCAUACCGCCUUGGCAGCGCUGCCCACCAAAAAUAGCCCUGGCAUGAAGAGACACCCAGCUGGCUCCUGCUUCGGAGGCCACGGCCAGGUCAGGAUGGUGUUGAAUGAGAGUCCUGUGUGCUGCCGAACCCGGGCUGCUGGCACCGUGUGUCGCAAUACCACUGCCAGCAGCGGUCGCUGGGAAAUUCUGCAGUGAGGCAUUCCUGGGCUAUGGUCAGAAAAUAAAAAGUUGUCCAAGAUGAUAUCAUGCACUAUAAGAGUCUAAUUAAAAGAAACAAGACACUGAAACCUUCAGUUUAAAAUGCUUUUGAAGUUAGUUUUGAAAAUGUCUAACAUAUUCAGUUUUGGCAGUUUCUAUAUUGAAGAGUCUGCAAGUUAUUUCCCUAAUUUUAGUUAAUUCAAACUGAAAAGGUUUGCAAAGUAAAAAGAUGAGGAUUGAAAUUAAAAUUUAAAAAACAAUGUUUUGUCUGACCUACGCAGUAAGGCUUGUUAGCGCGCUCAUCACUUUCUGGUGUUUACUUUUCAUCCCAAUUAAGACAAGAAAUUUUAUGAAAGCUCAAAAUCUUCUGCAGAGACUUUUUCACCUAGCCCCAUUGGUCAGAUCCAGAAAAGAGGAGGUCCACAUAUAGUUUUUGAAGUCACCUUUGCUUCCCGCUUCAUUCCUGUGUACUGCUUGUGCUGUGAACUUUGGCUGCAAUGGUUUCUGCUUCAUUUCUCUCACUAUCAGGUAUCUUCAAAGCUCCUGCCUACUGGCAUCCCUGAUUGGUAUCUAGUUCAUCACAGCUUUGUGAAAUCAUAGACUACAUAAGAUUCUUCACGCUGUUCAUCCCCUCCAUAUAAAAAGAUGAUGCCUCUCAUACAGGUUCAUUAACAGCAUUUGCCUGCACUGGGAAUGGCCACUUAGUCCUAGAAGUCUGUUCCCGUUCAAUUGAUCUCAGCCCCAUUUCUUUGCUCGGUCGGUCUGUUCCUGAAUCCUUUUCACCCUAUAAAAGUGACACUACCUCUUGAUUCAUUUCUACCACUUGCUGCAUUAGUGCCUUACUCAGCAACUUGCUCCCCGUAUUUAUGGCUCUCUGUGAAACAGGAAUGGCAUUAAGUCAUUGUUUAUUCCUUCUUUGCAUCUCGGUUAGCAGCACGUGCUUCAGCUCUGCAAUAAUCUAAAUACACUGUCUGUUCCCACAUUUUACAAGAGGUGACUCCAGUCGGAGGUCUACUUCAUCAUCUUUAGGAGAAAGAAAUUCAGCCCUUUGCUCAAGAUUUUCACAGAACAUCUACUUCUUAAAUGCAGAUUUUUCUCCAAUUGGCAUUGCGUGCUCUGCAAAAACACCUGCAAGCAAUAGUCCUGCACUAGGGCAAUGAUGUGAGACAGAGCAAAACUCCUUGCCCCACAGGAUUUACGUGGUCUCCCUUGUGUUUUGAGGUUGACUUCAUGGUGACUAACCCAGAACAGCAGGUCAUUGCUAUAGACACAGCUUUUCAUAUAGAGACUACUGCUCCCUAGUGUCGAUUCACGGACCACCCCACCACCGAGGGCAUUCAGAUUCAUUGCUGGAGGCAGCACUACAGAUAACAACAGAUAUUUGGGACUGGGGGAGAGGAGAGGGAAGGGUUUGGUGUAGCUUGAUUAGAAACAUUGUCUGAAUGAAAUGCUUCCUACAGAGGGAAAAUGGGAUCAUGAACUUGAAGGAGUUAGGGACUCCUCACUGAUUUUUUUUCCUUCGUUAAAAAGAGGCCCAAGCUGCCCUAUUUAUUUUUCAUGUAGUUUAAAAAAAAAAAAAAGAAAAAAAAGCAAUGAAGAAGCCACAUACCAUGUUGCCUAUCUUUCAGCAGAUCAUACUGUUGUAUGUAAUGGGCAGGAAGGUGAUAAAUUGCAGCUUUUAAUGAGUAUCAGGCUGUAACAUCGGAGCCUUGUGGUUGUAAUAUCAGUUUACACAUCUGGCCAACCAACUGUAAAAAAAGCCUCAUAACCAGUAUCGGUGGAAGCAUACAAUCAGAUUAGCCAUUUUGGCAGAUGCUGUCGGAAGCCUAGUAGGACUGAACAGUGAAAACCCUCUGUGGGGGCUGACCUGCAGUGUGUCCAAGCAAUAAGCAGAGUCACUCUGCAGGAGCCUCAGUCGCUGCCGCUUUCCUGGAUCCUCCUCAGUGAAAUCAGGAGAAAGGCUGCUAGGCUUUCAGUAGCAGAAAAAGGCAGCAACAUGGAGCAAGGCAAAGAAUGAGUUGCUUGGAAGAAUGAAAAUCCAGGACAACUGAACUCAGAACUGAAGCUAAUAAGAGACCCCAUACUGAAAAAUCAGAGAACCUCAAUAAAUUGAUUGGGAAAAAAAUCCCAAACACUUCUACUGUAGUUCUUUAAAAUAAUAAUAAUAAAAAGAACAGCAGCACAGGGGAAUAUAGUGCAGGCAUCUCCAAAGCCAUUUGUUGUAUGUGUCUAAGGAUCUGUCAAGUAGACAGUGGAGCUGUAUAAUGACGCCUGCAGCCUAAAGGCUAGACAGAAUAAAAUAACUUAGCAAGAGCUUUCAGAACUACUAUUUACAUAAAUGCAGAAAACUGCCCUAAUUAGUAACAGCCUAUGUCAGCCAAAAAAGGGAGAAAGCAGGGCUUUCCUCAAUAAAAGUGCUAUUAUGUGUAUAAACUGAAGUAUGGCAAGAUGUUGAAACCCCUGAAAGGCUAUGAUCUAUAAUCCUGUGGUUUGUUUAAAGUUUUGAUCCUGCCGGCUUGGGCCCAUAAGCAGCAGAGCGAUUGCUUGAGCUCCUCUAAACUCCAUGAUUAUUAGUGCCUUCUGCAAUAUACUUUGGAGAUCCUUUUUUUUUUUCUUCCAUAAACUUGAGGGGCUUUUUCCUGCACUACAAAUGUGCCUAAGUGGUGAUGGCAGCCAGAAGGACGUGCAUACGAUCCAGUGCAUAAUCACUUCCACAAGCAUCAGCUGCUCGUGCUUUCAAGAUACAUGUAAUCCAAGCUGGAGACUGUUGUGAAUACCUCUCAUUUUCCCUUGCUGGUUCCUUAGCGGUUUGCUUGUAGCUAGUUAGAAACAGAAUCCCCCCGCCCGUCCUGCUUAAAUUGGUUAUAAUCUCUCCAAGAUUCGUGCUACAGCAGGAAAAGACCCAACUAUUGAGUUCAGGAUGGGUUCAUUCUCUUAAAGGUACGACGUUCAAAGCUGCAGGAAAGAGCAGAGGUUCAUUUUUGUUUCUAAAGAAGAGGUUCUCUGGCUAAAUGUAAGUAGCUGAAAAAACCAGACAUUUCAACCGAUAUCCCAUGUACAUUUAUGAGUUGACAUUUGCCUGUAUUUGCAUAAUUUAUAGCCCUCUGCUUCUUUCCCAUUCAAAAGAAAAUUAAAAAAGACGAACGUGUUUACUACUCCAAAUUUCACACGUACGCCAAUUACUUCUUUUCCAUUUCUGUGUCGGACAUUUCAGGUUGUAUCACCAUCCUUAGGAAAUAGAUUUUUUUCCAUUAUCUCAAGUUAGUGAAUAUCUGGAAAAAUACAGUUCUCCAUUUUUCUCUCGUUCAAGGGUUAUUAAGCAGCAUUCUAAUCUCACAGAGAGUUAUCAGUGGCUAAAUAUUUAUUACAGGAACCAGGGCCUGAUUAAUGGACUCAAUGUCUAACAAUGACUAAAUAAAUAUCCAUGUAGUUACUCCAGUGAAUUUCGCUUUUAAUGUAAUGGUACCAGUAUUAUAGAAUCAUAGAAUGUGUUGGGUUGGAAGGGAUCUUUAAAGGUCAUCUAGUCCAACCCCCCUGCAGUAAGCAGGGACAUCUUCAACUAGAUCAGGCUGCUCAGAGCCUCAUCAAGCCUGGCCUUGAAUGUCUCCAGGGAUGGGGCAUCUACCACCUCUCUGGGCAACCUGUGCCAGUGUCUCACCACCCUUGUUGUAAAGAAUUCUUUCUAAUGUCUCAUCUAAACCUACCCUGCUCGAGUUUAAAACCAUUGUCCCUCGUCCUAUCGCUACACGCCCUUGCAAACAGCCCCUCCCCAGCUUUCCUGUAGGCCCCCUUCAGGUACUGGAAGGCCGCUAUAAGGUCUCCCCGGAGCCUUCUCCUCUCCAGGCUGAACAACCCCAACUCUCUCAGCCUGUCUUCAUAGCAGAGGUGCCCCAGCCCUCUGAUCAUCUUCGUGGCCCUCCUCUGGACCUGCUCCAACAGGUCCGUGUCCUUCUUGUGCUGACGGUUCCAGAGCUGGACACAGUACUCCAGGUGGGGGCUCACAAGAGCAGAGUAGAUGGGGGGAAUCAUCUCUCUCAAACUGAUUCUGGAUUACAUAUGUACAAGUAAGUGCUUUGCCAAUGUUUUGUUCAGAUAUGUUUUCCUGUGGAUUGAGACUACAGCUGACUCUUGGCAAAACUGCAUAUCCAGACUGGAACACAGAGGAACAAAAAAUAACCUUUAUAAACUUAUAUCCAUGGCCUUUUUUCUAGUCGUCAUAUUCAAUUCUUUGUGGAGUAAAGGCAGGGUGUGUGCACACAGAUACUCAUGCAGCUAUUUGUUGAACUGUAACUUCAUGUAACAAAUGCUGAGUGAAUGGUCUACAAAGGCCCAGUAUUUUUAUUUUUCCUAUUAUAUUCUGUAUAAAUUGGGAAAAUGCAGAGUAAUUAGCAAUAUGAAUGAACACCACGCAGCAUACAGAAAUAAUGAAAAGUUAAUGGAAUGCUUAAUGAAAUUCUGCAUUUUUACCCGUUGAUUUCACUGAGCUUUCUUAAGUGAUUAAAGAGUUAAAUUUGUUGGAUCAGAUUCUAGUCUCCAACUCUUAGAAAAUAUCGGAUGAACAGCAUUACAUUAGCCAAAGCAAUAUCACCGAAGAGGCAUUAGAUAAUGCAAGUAUACUGCAUGAAUUUCCAUUGCCAUUUCAUUAGAUAUCUCUCAAAAGCUAAGAAAUGAAGCCAAGAACUGGACAGGACAGUGGUAACACCACCGAAAUGCCUGCAAAUGGACUCUACAUUAAAUAGCAGGGACACAUCUUCGGUCCUACCUCAUUCUUUUUGCAUUUGUUUUCCCUUGCAUAUGUUCUCAGAUGAAUUCACAUGUGAUACUAGUGUGUUUUAAGGCUCAAGUUGGAUUUACACCAGCAUAACUCACUGGCAUAUUGGUGUGUGCUCUUGAUUCAUGUCAGUGGGAGACCAGGAGCUCCUUGCAUUUUAAAUGGGCAGAGGUAGGAGUAUAUGAGCAAUAAACUCAUUUAAUUAAUGUAAGAAUACAGAAUUCUCACUAUAGUCCAGUGCUUUUUCUUCUUUCCCCAGCUGAAAUCUCUGUGGAAAGGGUGAUGCAUGGCUAUGCCAUCUCAGAAGCGACUCCGGGAUGUCCUCAAGGACCAUGGCAGAGUCUAUCACGAUCGUGCCACAGAUGCUGGCUCAGCAAUGGUGCCUGGCACACUGGCGAUGGGGACAUGGCUUCGCUCACACUUCAGCCGCCUCCUCUCGGCUCUAGGGCAGGGCAGGGAGCUCAGGGGCACGGGGUCUUCUGUCCUCCACCUGGAUGAUGAGCAGAUAGAUCAAGACAACCUGCUGGUUGAAGGCUGUAGCUCAGCCCCUCUCCUCUGACAGUGCUGAUCAUUAGGGCAAUGAGUUACCAGCAUUCGUUCUCCCAGUCCUGGAGUGUGAGCUCACUGGGAAGUAAAAGCCACUUCUCUAAUGGGGUGCUGGAGGGCGAGUCUCUAGCACUGUUCCCAGUGCUGUGGUGUCUCCUCUGGGAAAGUCACUCUCAUAACUGGGGCCCUUCCUAGUCCCAGGGGCACAACGUGGGGAGCUGACCCCACUGCUCGCCGUCCUGCUCCUCCGGCACGGGCUGCAAGAGCCUUUCCCAUGCCGAGACUGAUGCCUCAGAGAAAUGCCGCAUUCAUGUCAAGAAGGGCGGUGAAAGAAAACAAAACAAAUGCGGCACCAUGGAAGUUCCUCGUCUAUUGAUUUCACCCCGUUCCCACAGCUCCAGGGCUUUGACAGCCUCACGCAAACUUUGCUGAGAAAGACCUACUCUCAUAAUGUAGCCUGCUGCAAAAAGAUUGCAGGGCUGAAUUUAACACUAUCUGCUUUUCCAUGUGGGAAACAGAUAAGAAGUGUUUGAAUAACUGCUGCAAAAUAAGGCAGCUUUUCUGGAAAGCGUAAAGGAAGAGAACGAAUUUGUUAGGCUCCCUCCUUUCCUAUUAUUGACAGCAAAGCACAGCAAGGCUGUGUCUAAUUUGUAGUCCAGGAGUUCACAAAGCUGUCAGCCAGGUCAGAUGCCGCCUCUGGAAGCAACAGGGAUUUCAGUGCAGGCACACACACCUGCUAGGGCAUUUGAAUAAAAGUCUGGUAGCCCGAGUGUGCAACUACACAGCUAUAAAUAUUUAAACUAUCUGCUCUGAGUGUGUGUUCUCAAGCUGUGACGAUGCUGCAGUGUGCAGAGCAGAGCUGGAGCAACGCCAAAGCAAUAGCUAGGGGUUUUUAAAGGGUGUUUGCAUGUAUCUCUGUGGACACUUCUGCUAAUAUGAAGGGCUAUUAAAAGCAGAAGAUAACGGUGUCUUUUUGUUCACAGAAGAAAGCCAUACCAAAUGAAUACAGCGUCUCUCUUGCAUAAGAAUAGGGAAUAUUAUUAUGAGAAGAGGCUGAGAGAACUGGGCUUCUUUGCUUUAAGAAGUGACUGCUGUCUACAGCUAAUGGGAGCAUGUAAAGAUGAUGGAGCCAAACUCUUCUCAGGGUGGCAGGAUCAGAUGCAACAGACACAAGCUGGAACAUAGGAAAAUCCAACUCAACAUUUAAAAAAACCCUUUUAUACUGUGAAGAGGGUCGAACGCUAAAACAGGGUCCCAGAGAGGUUGUGGUGUCUCCAUCCUUGGAGAUACUGAAGCUUGACACGACAAGGUCCUGAGAAAUCUGGUGUAACUGGGCCUGUUUUGAGCAGGAGGUUGGACUAGGUGACCUCCAUGUCUCAAUGCCAGCAUGCAGCCUUUCAAAAAUGUCAACCACAGUUUAAAAAUCAGAGAAACAUAAUGGUCUUUCUUAACUACUAUUACUCAAAAUACCCAAAUGUUUCUUGUAACUGUGGCUAUUCUUUUUGUGAAGGAGCCAAAAGCAUAUAUUUGGUCUCUGUCUAACAAGUGCCCAAUGCAGUUGUUUGCAGGCAUCUUCUACUCUAAGCUGAAGCACAGAUUUCUCACUCUGGCCUAGCCAAAGCCAACUCAGGCUCUGAGGAAGCUGAGGAAUGGGGAAAACAAGAGUUUCACGAAUGACAAGGAACCACAGAGUUGCAUUACCAACAGGAUGAAUCUUCUGCAAAAUUCUUGAAUCCCAAGACUUAAUCUUCAUCUGAACUUCUAGUACAAUAUGAUCAUGGUUUAAAUAUUUUGUUGUCUCUAUUAGGCUAAGUGGACAAGGGUCUUAUUGUGCCAGGUACUGGACAGGACCAGAGUAACAAACAACACCUCAGUUUGUAUUCACAUUUGGACCCCUCUGUCCUGGCCUAGAAAAGACCUUCAGGGGCAAGACUGGAUGCCAGUAAAAUCUAUGUCCACUGCAAGACCUCCAUAUGAAAAAAAAAUCGGAAUCAAGCCCAAUAUUUGGGUGCCCUUUGGUGGGACUCAGAUUCUCCCUCCCAAACAGAACCUCAGAGCUGAGAAAAUCCCACUGUUCCUCCUUUCCCUUAGACACAAUUGCAAGAUUACGGACAAAAAGAGACCAGCCAAACCCCGGAGCUACAGAGAUUUUAAAAGGUAGCUGUCGUGUAACUAGCAGAGAAUUAUAAAAUAAAUUCUGCAGAAAUAUGAAAAUAAAUGCCUUUUAGUUCCUCAGAUGAAUAAGAAAAUAGCAAGAUUCUAAAUAAUGUGUCACUAUUGGUAGAAGCUUGAAUAUUAUUGCUUUUUCUCCCCAAAGAAGUAGUAUAUGUGGCAGAUACAAAGGCGCUGUUGUUUUGCGUUUUGUUGGGAGGUUUUUUUGUGUAUUUUUUUUUUCCUAAAGCAUUAUGCCAAGUUGCUGUUUUCAAACACAUGUUGAUGCUGGGAAGAAAUGGGCACGUAUCCAUCUUGCCUUCAGGCAAAGCCAUUUAACCAGAACUGGGAAUACUGACAAACUUUCUCAACCUCAUUCUCUCCAAUGGAAUUGUACAAAGCAGCCCUUUGCAGAUCUCUCUAUGAAAAUGACCAGUAAAAGCAUCAUGCUGCGUGCUUCCAUUUGUCAAGCAGAAAAUUAUUUUUAAUGUACUUCUGAACAAAGGUAACAGGUAAGCAGCAAACAUUCUCACGGUCAUUAUAAAGGGGCAUGUGUCCGUCUAUAAAUCAAUAGCUGGCUCGAUGCCAUUCGCUUCGGAAUGGAAACCGACUAUUUCUGCAGAGUUGUGCUUCCAGCAGCUGAGCAUCAAUGCUAAGCAGUGUGCAGCUAUUAGGGAAAAACCGAGCAUGACAACACAAAUCAUGGAGCCCCCGAUGAACAUCUCUGCACAUGGCUGCUUCUUCUAAUCACCAGCAAAAUUUAAUGAGACACCUGCAGUUUAUAGACACUCUUGUUCCAACAUAAAUUCCCCAGAGAGCACAAAGUCUUCUUUUAAAAAAUAUUCUUCAGUAAGCCAUAAACCACAAAGAGUUCAUUGUUACUAAUAACAUACUCCUCAUUAAUUUAUAAUUGUAUGAAACCAUAUUCCCCCCAUACAUGACCUACAACAGAUCUGAAGAUUAAGUCAAAGGCUGUUAAGAUCUCCUAAUUAGCACAGCUUUCAACCAUUUUAGUUUUCAGUAAUAAAACAGUGCUGGAGAUCUUGAAAUUGGCCCCUUGCAAUGAUGCAAAAAUAGUAAUUCUUCAUAAAUCUGACCCAUAUCAGGUGAAGGAGAGAACUGAAUGCAUCCUGUGAGUCUCUAGGUGGGAAGAAGCUCAGGCAGGUUGGGAUUCCUCCUCUGCUUGAAGCUGCAAUGGCAUCCAGCUGAUUGCAGCCACGGAUGCUCCUGCCUCACCUUCCCCUUCCACUGCAGUGAGAUGGCAGCUUGAACUGCCAAAGAACAUAGAGGCCGUUCAUUAGAAUGCCAGAAAGGAUAAAGUUAACAUAUAACUUGUCAUAUCUUACUGCAUUUGCAGACAGGAGGCAAUAAAAGCCUUUAUGUUCUAAUCAGCAACGUGUUCUUUGCUGUAUGGCAGAAGAAACAGAGAAUGGCAUCUGCUAAAAAGAAAACAAAACUGGCUCCUCAGAAUCAGUGAGCUUAGGGAGAGAGAAAAGGCUUGGUGCUGAGAAUUAGGGAUAUUGUCACCCACCAAGCAAGCAGCUGGAAAUCACUGUCAUCAAUUGCUGCAUCUAUGGGGUGCCCCGGAGCUUUGUUGUCUUGGACCAGAGCACGGUGUGGCCACAGCAAAGAAGCCUAUCAAACUCUCUUCAGUAGGCAUCCAGACUUCCCAGGAAUUUGGCUACGAGCUGUUUUUUUACCACUGACAACAACAUUUUGACUUUUUAACAUCUGGGAUGAAUACUUGAGGAUCUUGGGUCUAAUUUUGUGGCAACCUGCAAAUAUCUGGAGAGUUACGUUAAGGCUUUCCUUAGAAGGGUCCUCAAGAAAUUGUUAGCGUGUUACAAAUUGUGAUCUGUGCUAACACAAGCCUGCUGCUCGUAGGAGGAAAAAGACGGUUUGUGGCAUUAGUUAGUGGAAGAGCAUUGAAAAAAAAAGUAAUGGAGAUUUCAUUCCGCUCCUCUUUUGUUGUCAAAUAUAAUCUAUUUGCCAGUGCCUGCCUCUCCGACAUUUCAUAUCCUCUUCCCUCCACAGACAAUAGCUGCGUUUCACACUAUGCCAGCUGGUGUAAAUAGACACAUCUCCAGUGGAGUUAAUGGAGCCGGUGCUUUUUACACAGUCUGAGGACCUGGCGCUGAACAUUUUAAGCUGGCUGUGCAGUCUCAUCAGUUAUCAAAUGGGACAUGUCAGAGAGCCACUCCGAGUCAGACAAAAUAGUUGUCUAACAAACAGCCCUGCUAUCAGGAAAGCCACAAAUGCUCUCAGAAAAGCAGUUCUGGUGGAGCUGGCAAGUAUCUUUUACAAUAUAUUCCUUAUGGAAAGAAGAAAAAAAGAGCAGCACAUUUUUAUUC
Messenger RNA from Chroicocephalus ridibundus (black-headed gull), 14366 nucleotides. It is a transcript of the gene DIPK1C, whose product is annotated as divergent protein kinase domain 1C. Lineage: Eukaryota; Metazoa; Chordata; Aves; Charadriiformes; Laridae. The record is from RefSeq and is a predicted model, not a curated record. Bases 125 to 1417 code for a protein of 430 amino acids. The transcript has 5 exons.